AUGAAAACCCUCAUGGCCACUGGUCAUGCGGCUUGUCAUCAUACCACCGGCGGCGGACGGCUCCGUAUAAUUGUGGUUAUGGCUUCAGUGGUGUGUGUGCGCACGAAUAUGUCGCUCCGUCUACUGAUCUUGACCGUCGCCAUCGCGGGGGCUCUCGGUGACCCGAUUCCCGACGUAGAGGAUUGCGGAUCCAAGUCUGGCAGUUUUGAUGAGGUGGAGGUUAUCCCCUGUGACACCAAACCCUGCACUCUGUACAAGGGCUCCCACGCCAAUUUGACUAUUAAGUUCAAAGCAGUACUGCCGCGGGUGUGCGUAUCGAGUAAUCUCGUCUACGAAUCCACUGCAUCUGGGUAUCUUCUGCCCUCUCUGCAGACGGUACCCGAGAAGCUUCGAGUAGCAAUCUGGAAGAAAGACUGA
Messenger RNA from Dibothriocephalus latus, 417 nucleotides. The record is from the annotation of a GenBank genome assembly. NCBI's taxonomy places the organism in Eukaryota, Metazoa, Platyhelminthes, Cestoda, Diphyllobothriidea, Diphyllobothriidae.